AAUUCUAGGUUUGUGCACGCCCAUGUGUGCAGUCAUCGAAGAUUUUUGACUUUGUGGUAUCCGGAGGGCCGGCUGUGGUACCCCCAUGGAGUGCCAUGCUCAUGCGUUGGUAUAUCAGGUGCCGCCGGCCCUAUGCCCUCUCAGUUCCUUCUUGCUGACAACUCCAAGAGGGGAAGGAGGGCGAGUAACGGAAUGGACACGAGCAACACAUCUUGAAGGCCAGGUUGCAACAGGUGGAACACAUCAGCUGGAGACUGUUCUGCACUUGAUCCUGCAACCUGCCCUUGAUGAACCAAUCGUCAAGAUAAGGAUAGACCUGGACCUCCCAGGACCUCAGACCCCUGUCGAGACUGCCAAGGCCUUGGCGGCAGAGGCAGCCAGAAUUGCUUCCUCACCGACUGAGGCAUAUACAACCCCAGCCCAGGUCACAGCAGGUGGAACACACCAGAUCAAGGCUCCUCUGCACUUGUUCCUGAGACCUGCCCUUGAUGAGCCAGUCGUCGAGAUACUGGAAGACCUGGACCCCUCAACAUCUCAGACCCCCGACAGGGCUGCCAAGACCUUGGCGGCAGGGUCAGCCGGACCUGCUUCCAUGCAGACUGCAGUGUAUGCAUGUCCAGCGAGCAAAGGGUGGCCCGAGUGUCCUUUAAUCCACGCAGCCUCACAUCAGUCUGCACUGAAAAGAAACCAUUCCCAUCGAAAUGGAGGUCCUGGAUAGAGGUCUGCAUCUCUUGGGACAGGAUGGCAGUCUGAAGCCAAAAGCUGCACCUCAUAACCACUGCCACCGUGACCACCCUACCUGCCUUGUCCACUGCGUCCCACACCAUUUGGAGGGAGCACCUAGCCACCAUGGUGCCCUCCUCCACCAGGUUGCUGAAUUCCUGGGCCAGACCCUGUAGGAAGGACUCCUUGAACUUAUGGAGGGAGUCCCAUAAGUUAAAAUUGUACCUGCCCAAGAGGGCCUGAAUACACCACCCGGAAUUUCAGGCUGGCUGUUGAAUAAAUUUUUC
Mauremys reevesii (Reeves's turtle) is the source of this 1010-nucleotide messenger RNA. RefSeq lists its product as uncharacterized. NCBI's taxonomy places the organism in Eukaryota, Metazoa, Chordata, Testudines, Geoemydidae. The coding region runs from base 86 to 718 and encodes 210 amino acids. The record is from RefSeq and is a predicted model, not a curated record. The transcript is spliced from 5 exons.